Molecule: messenger RNA, 745 nt
Organism: Ciona intestinalis (vase tunicate)
Lineage: Eukaryota; Metazoa; Chordata; Ascidiacea; Phlebobranchia; Cionidae
Source: RefSeq, a predicted model, not a curated record
ACUUAUUUUUCGUAUCGGUAGAUGGCGCUACGAAACCAUCGCCUUCAUGGUAAACAUACCGAACGACCUUCUUUACAUUUGAUGACGAGGGUGUUUUGUCACAACAGCGAAAAGGGCGAGCACAACAAGGGAAGCUGUAAGUUACAUACUUGCAUAUCUUUAAAUCAAUUGUAAUUAUAUUGAAAUAAUGUCGGGAUACCCAGGAGCUCCUCCCCCACCUGGAGGUUACCCACACCAACCACCACCUCCAGGUUCUUACCCAACUGCCCCACCUAUGGGUCAACCAGGCUACCCCGGUGCCCCACAUGCACCUGCUUACCCCGGAGCCCCUAUACCCCCACCAGGAGUUGGCCAGCCCCAUGUACCAUACCCAGGACAAGGUUACCCACCACAAGGGAUGUACCAGCCCCCGCCACAUGGGGUUCAUCCCCCUCCCGCAAUGCACCAUGGCCCCCCUGGACACCAUGGCCACCCACCUCAUGGUGCAUAUCCUGCUGGUAUGAUGGUGGCGGGUGCACACAUAAAGCAAGGCAAGCAUGGAAAGCAUCAUAAACACCACAAACAUGGGAAACAUAGCAGCUCAAGCAGUAGCAGCAGCAGUUCUUCAUCAAGCAGUGAUGAUGAAUAUAGACAUCUUCCUAAGCAUGAACGCAAAAAAAUGAAAAAAAUGAAGAAAGCAAUGAAGCAUGGCCAUGGACACAAGAUGUAUUAUUAGAUCAAAAUUAAGAUCAAGAAAGAUUUAAAG